Messenger RNA from Diplodia corticola, 3207 nucleotides. RefSeq lists its product as uncharacterized. The transcript has a single exon. Bases 1 to 3207 code for a protein of 1068 amino acids. The record is from RefSeq and is a predicted model, not a curated record. Lineage: Eukaryota; Fungi; Ascomycota; Dothideomycetes; Botryosphaeriales; Botryosphaeriaceae.
AUGCCACCACCACCACCACCAACCACACCACCACCACCGCUGUCCCCCCCUCCCCCCACCGACGACGACGACACCCACGCCCUCCACCACACCAACUCCCCCCCCUACCACCUCGCCCCCGCGCCCUCGCACCCCGCGCCCCCCUCCCCCGCCUUCACCAGCUCCACCAUCUACCGCACCCCCGACGAGUCCUACUCGGACGCCGACACGGACGACUGGACCGACGGCAUCGCCACGCCCGUGACGCUGUCGGCGUCGUCGGUGCGGGACGGCAACGACGAGAACGAUGACGAGGAUGGGCGGAUGAGGAGGAGCGGGAGGGGCGGUAGGGGGAGGAGUAGCCCGCGGUACGAGGACCUCCCGCCGAGUUACGAAGAGGCGCAGGCGGCGCAGCAGGGUGGAGGGGGUGGGAAUGCGCUGGGGUCGCCGCCGCCGCCGUUUUUUGUGGAGGCGGGAGCAGGAGGGGCCGGGGCGGACCCGCUUCUGCCGGCUGUGGAGCGGCUCGUUCUGCGCGAGAAGGAGCGCGCGGCGAGCGAGCACGAGAACGGGUCUGAGGCGCGCAGCGCGUGGAGCGGGUCCGGCGGUGAUGGUGUGCCGAGAGAAGGCGGGCGGCGGCAGUUCAGCUUCGCGGCCGUCGAGGGGCUGGCGAGCGAGCACCACGGCGUGCUGGAGGUCGCGCUGCAGUGGGCGCAUCCGGCGUGGCAGCAACAGCGUGAUGGUGCGGACAGGAAGGAGCCGGUCAAGACGGCGACGGCGCCGCUGGGGAGGGUCGUUGCGUUGCCGCAGAGGAGUGGUGGUGGUGGUGGUCGUCAGGGCGGCAGCAACGACAACAACGUCGGCGUCGAUGAGUACAGCAACACGACCACGACCACGACCACCCUCGCCUUCUCCCGCGCCUACGCUCCCAUCCUCUCCGACCAUGGCGUCCCGCUAUCCGCUUUCGUCGCCUUCCUCGACGGCCUCAACGCCGUCUGCCACGCCGCGCGGGCCCCAGCAUCAUUCUCCACGUCAUCUCCCCCAACCAACAACAACACCAACGACGAUGCCGACGACGGCGACCUCGAGCUCGUCGAAACAUACCUCGCCCGCGCCAACGCGCUCUUCUUCGCCCACAGGGGGCUCCUCGCGCGCGUCGUCGACGUCGACGCCCUGCUCGACGACGUCCUCCGGCUGCGCAACGACCGCCGGCCGCACGUGCGCGACGCGCUGGCGGCGGACGCGGCGCGCGCGGGGCUGAGCGAACGGGAGCGCGUCGAGGCGCUGGAUCCGUGGGUGGAGACGAGGCUGGUGUGGGAGGGGCUGCCGGAGGCGAUGGUCGGGCUGUGGGACUUGCGGGGCCAGCAGGGGAGGAGGGGGCGAGAUGGUGGGGAUGGUGAGGAAGUGGAGGAGGAGAGCGAGAUGGUUAGGCGGGAGAGGGAGCAGGCGGAGGAGAUGGAACGGCAACAGCGACAGCAGCAACAGCAGCAACAACAACAGCACCAGCGUGAUAGCGCCGCUACUGCUGUAGGAAAAGGCGGCGGCAGCGGCGGCGGCGGCGGCGGCAGCGGUGCUAUCGUACCAGGAGCAUGGCCCUCAUCGACGACCCCUCCCGCGGCGGCGGCACCAAACCUCCCCGCCGCCACCCCUACGACCGCCACCGCUUCCGCCCACGCAUCCGGCGAGUUCUAUCCCGACGCCUCUGCCGCCGCUCCCCGCGCCAACGCUUCUCUAUCACCGCUACUCGACGAGCCCGGCCCCUCAUCCUCCUCCUCCAACACCCACAACAACACCACCAUCUUCCCCCCCAUCCCCCCCCUCCACCCCCUCCCCGCCUUCAUCGGCCCGCCCUUCCCGCCGCACGCCCCGCCGCCCUUCGGCGACCAGGCGCGCUGGGCCGACUGGGGCCAAGGGCUGGGCCGGCGCUGGGCCGACUGGGGACAGCGCGUCGGCGCCGACUGGGCGGCUUGGGGGCAGGAUUUGGGGAGUCGGUUGGGCGGCGGACAAGCGCAGCUGGAUGCUGCUGCUGCUGCUGGUGGGAGGGGGGGUUUCGGGCCUGGUGGUGGGGGGAGAGGGGGGUGGGGAGGAUGGGGCCCAGGAGGUGGUGGUGGUGCUGGUGGUGGUGCUGGUGGUUGGGGUGGAGGUGGUGGUGGUGGCAGGUGUGGGCGCGGUGGGAGGGGGCUGUGGGGUGGCAAUGCUGCUGGGUUUGGUGGCGUUGGUGGUGCGGGAUUGGGCCGAGGGCCGGGUGGUGGGUUUAACGGUUUUGGACCGCAUGGCGGGCACCUCUUUGGCGGGCCGAGAGGGUUCGGGUUCGCGGGAAGAGGCGGCGGCCCUGGACGCUGGGGAGGGGGAGGAGGUGGUGGUGGUCAUGGUGGGGGACGUGGCGGCCGGGGACACCAGCUUCGUGGCGGUUGGGGCAACAAUGGCCCUGGGUCGUUUGGUGGUCAGUACGGCACGACGUUCAAUGGUGGUCCUGGACGACAUGAUGGCGGUAGCGGUGGCGGCGGCGUGCCGAACGAAAGCACAACCACGCUCAAUACUCGCAUCAGCCUCGAGGAUCAUGACGAUGAUGACUCGAUCUCGUCAUCAUCCUCGUCGUCCUCUUCCGACAGCGACUCAGACCUCGAUGAGAUCGAGUUCUCGUAUCUCAAGCGCAUGCGGUCGGUCGAGGAAUCGGCGUCUGAUGCCCUCGCCAAGGGCAAACGCUCCCAUGCCGAGGUCGAGCGGGAGCGGAGCAAGGCGAUCGAGAAGGCAAAGGCGGAUCGCGAAAAGGCCGAGCGGAAGCUCGAGGCCAAGCGGAAGAAGGACGAGGGCAAGCGUGAGAUGAAGGCGAUGAAGAAGGAGUGGAAACAGCGCAGGUCGACGGCACGUGAGCCGGGCAAGGCCGGAAAAAAGGAGAGGAAGGCGGAGAAGAAGAGACUCAAGAAAGAGUUCAAAAAGGCAAGGAACAAGUGGAAGGAGGGCAGGAAAGAGGAAAGGCGCGAGCGCAAGAGUGAGAGGCGGGAGAGGAAGGACAGGCGGCGUGGUGAUGGUGGAGGUCGCCGUGGCGCGAGGGUGGAGGACGAGUUGAACCGACACGGUGGUCCCGGCUUGGAACUCGGCGUCGUACCGACGAUAGAUGAGGAUGCUCGGGCUGCGCCUGGUGUCGAUGCUGGUGCGUCGUCCGCGCCGGCGCCGUCGUCGCCGCCGCCACCGCUGCUGUGGGUCGUGGUGGAAAAUCUUGGUAACUGA